AAAGGCAGGAGCUCCCUGAGCCCCGCAUUUCUGAUCCAACAUAGACUCAGAAAGAACUCACCAUGGUGCUGUCUGCAACUGACAAGGCCAACGUCAAGACUUUCUGGGGCAAGCUCGGCGGCCAUGGCGGCGAGUAUGGCGGCGAGGCUCUGGACAGAAUGUUCCAGGCCCACCCCACCACCAAGACCUACUUCCCCCACUUCGACCUGAACCCGGGCUCCGCUCAGGUCAAAGGCCAUGGCAAGAAGGUGGCAGAUGCUCUGACCACUGCUGUGAACAACCUGGACGACGUUCCAGGAGCCCUGUCUGCCCUGAGCGACCUGCACGCGCACAAGCUGCGUGUGGACCCCGUCAACUUCAAGCUCCUGAGCCACUGUCUGCUGGUGACCCUGGCCCUCCAUCACCCCGCAGACUUCACCCCCGCGGUGCACGCCUCCCUGGACAAGUUCUUGGCUACAGUGGCCACUGUGCUGACCUCCAAGUACCGUUAAGCCACAGCCUGUCCAGUCCCUGUCCUGCGGGGCGUCCCCAACUUCUCAAUAAAGUCUGAUGGGCAGCA
Erinaceus europaeus (western European hedgehog) is the source of this 559-nucleotide messenger RNA. RefSeq names its product hemoglobin subunit alpha. Gene Ontology annotation, biological process: oxygen transport; hydrogen peroxide catabolic process. NCBI's taxonomy places the organism in Eukaryota, Metazoa, Chordata, Mammalia, Eulipotyphla, Erinaceidae. Gene Ontology annotation, cellular component: haptoglobin-hemoglobin complex; blood microparticle; hemoglobin complex. Gene Ontology annotation, molecular function: iron ion binding; oxygen carrier activity; peroxidase activity. The transcript is spliced from 3 exons. The record is from RefSeq and is a predicted model, not a curated record. The coding region runs from base 63 to 491 and encodes 142 amino acids.